AGCGCGGGCCGCCAAAUGGGUCGCGACUCUCGCUCGCGCUCGCGGUCCGCGGGGUGGAGGAGUCGGAGGCGGCGGAGCCGGAGUCGGCGCCGGAGCCGAAGCCGGAGCCGCAGCGGGAGCCAUGGACGGAGCAGCCGGCGGCGCCGGGAACGCGAGAGGCGGCGCGAACGCAGGCGGCGCAGCCGGGGGCGCAGGUCAGAUUCGGAAGAAGACCAGCGGCAUAGGUCUGGGAGGCGAAGCCGGAGCCCUCGUCCGCCCCGAUGGCACUCACAGGACCGGUCCUCACAGUCUGACUUGGGUGAGGAGCGAACACGUGGCUCGCGGUCCCCGGGGUCAUCGGCAUCUAGUUUGGAAUCUAGGAAGCGCUCUCGGAGCCCUGGGGCGGCUGCCCUGGCCCUGAGCCAGCAGCAGAGCCUGCAGGAGCGGCUGCGGCUGCGCGAGGAGCGGAAGCAGCAAGAAGAGCUGCUCAAGGCCUUCGAGACCCCGGAGGAGAAGCGCGCGCGGCGACUAGCCAAGAAAGAAGCUAAGGAGCGCAAGAAGCGGGAGAAGAUGGGCUGGGGUGAGGAGUACAUGGGCUACACCAACACCGACAACCCCUUCGGAGACAACAAUCUGCUCGGCACCUUCAUCUGGAACAAGGCUCUGGAGAAGAAGGGCAUCAGCCACCUGGAGGAGAAAGAGCUGAAAGAGCGCAACAAGAGGAUCCAAGAGGACAACCGGCUGGAGCUGCAGAAGGUGAAGCAGCUGCGGCUGGAGCGCGAGCGCGAGAAGGCCAUGCGGGAGCAGGAGCUGGAGCUGCUGCAGCGGGAGAAGGAGGCGGAGCACUUCAAGACCUGGGAGGAGCAGGAGGACAGCUUCCACCUGCGGCAGGCUAAGCUGCGUUCCAAGAUCCGCAUCCGAGACGGGCGAGCUAAGCCGAUCGACCUGCUGGCCAAGUACAUCAGCGCAGAGGACGACGACCUGGCCGUGGAGAUGCACGAGCCCUACACCUUCCUCAAUGGCCUCACUGUGGCGGACAUGGAGGACCUGCUGGAGGACAUCCAGGUGUACAUGGAGCUGGAGCAGGGUAAGAACGUGGACUUCUGGCGGGACAUGACAACCAUCACGGAAGAUGAGAUCGCCAAGCUCCGCAAGCUGGAGGCCUCGGGCAAGGGCCCAGGUGAGCGCCGGGAGGGGGUCAAUGCCUCAGUCAGUUCCGAUGUGCAGUCGGUGUUCAAGGGGAAGACGUACAACCAGCUGCAGGUCAUCUUCCGGGGCAUCGAGGGCAAGAUCUGCGCGGGUGGCCCCAACCUGGACAUGGGCUACUGGGAGAGCCUGCUGCAGCAGCUGCGUGCGCACAUGGCCAGGGCCAGGCUCCGUGAGCGCCACCAGGAUGUUUUGCGGCAAAAGCUGUUCAAGCUGAAGCAGGAGCAGGGAGUGGAGAGCGAACCGCUGUUCCCCAUCCUCAAGGCCGAGCCCACAGCCACCCAUAGCCCUGAAGCUGAGGAGCCAGACCCCAGCCCCGGACCCUCGGCGGAACCCGCAGAAGCCGAGGGAACUCCAGCAGCUGCGGAGGCGGAGGCGGAGGUGGAUGCAGAUGGCGAGGCGGUGCUGAUGGAGGAGGACCUGAUCCAGCAGAGCCUGGCGGACUACGAUGCCGGCCGCUACAGCCCGCGGCUGCUCACACCGCACGAGCUGCCGCUGGACGCCCAUGUGCUGGAGCCACACGAGGACCUGCAGCGCCUGCAGCUGUCCCGCCAGCAGCUCCAGGCCACAGGCGAUGCGAGCGAGAGCGCCGAGGACAUCUUCUUCAGGCGCGCGCGGGAGGGCAUGGGGCAGGACGAGGCGCAGUUCAGCGUGGAGAUGCCGCUGAGUGGGCGUGCCUACCUGUGGGCGGACAAGUACCGGCCGCGCAAGCCGCGCUUCUUCAACCGCGUGCACACGGGCUUUGAGUGGAACAAGUACAACCAGACGCACUACGACUUCGACAACCCACCGCCCAAGAUCGUGCAGGGCUACAAGUUCAACAUCUUCUACCCCGACCUCAUCCGCAAGCGUGCCACGCCGGAGUACUUCCUGGAGGCCUGCGCGGACAACCGCGACUUCGCCAUCCUGCGCUUUCACGCUGGGCCGCCCUACGAGGACAUCGCCUUCAAGAUUGUCAGCCGCGAGUGGGAGUACUCGCACCGCCAUGGCUUCCGCUGCCAGUUCGCCAAUGGCAUCUUCCAGCUGUGGUUCCACUUCAAGCGCUACCGCUACCGCAGGUGACACCCGCGGGGCAGGGCCGGCCCCAGACACCUCCCAGUGGACUGUGACAGGGACGCCCUCUGCAUCUUCUGGGCACCAGUCCCUGCCAUUCUGCCGGCCCUGGCCCCUUCAGAUCCCAGCCCAUCUGGAACAGAUUGUGACUGUUUAUCUGACAGGACUGCUUUAGGUGGGAAGGAUGUCUUGUUUCUGUUUCCACAGACUUGUUCUACCCGCGGGACCCCAUGUGGUUUUGAUACGUUUAAUAGAAAGCUUAUUCUAGAA
Arvicola amphibius (Eurasian water vole) is the source of this 2508-nucleotide messenger RNA. RefSeq names its product cactin, spliceosome C complex subunit (gene Cactin). NCBI's taxonomy places the organism in Eukaryota, Metazoa, Chordata, Mammalia, Rodentia, Cricetidae. The transcript is spliced from 9 exons. Bases 16 to 2247 code for a protein of 743 amino acids. Gene Ontology annotation, cellular component: cytoplasm; spliceosomal complex. Gene Ontology annotation, molecular function: protein binding. The record is from RefSeq and is a predicted model, not a curated record. Gene Ontology annotation, biological process: negative regulation of innate immune response; mRNA cis splicing, via spliceosome.